ACAUUUCUAUUCAUGAUUGCAUCCAACGCGCGACGCCAUUUCUAUUUUCUUCUUCAUUACCAAAUUUUCCAGUAAAUACCUCGGUUGUUUAACUGCAUUCCUAAACUCGCCGCCUCACUCCUUGCCGGCGCCCUUCUCCGUUCAACUGCAGCGUCGCUAUUUCUUCCUCCAUUCUCACUGGUAAACAAGGAUAUUGAGAUCGAUUUAUACCAAGUAUGAAAGAACCAAAAAAAAAGAUAGUGUCCUGGUAGUUCCACAAGCUGCAUGGGUGGCUUAUUAUAUCCUUUUGACUUCGACCGCAGGAGCAUGGCCAAGAAAAUCUUUAAUCAAAAGAGACGUAAUGGUGGCCUGGAAACCCCUCGAAAUAGCCUGGAGCUACAGAUGGAGAGUUCUCAAAGUUAUUGUACUGCAGAAGAAAUACCGUACUCCUAUCAAAUCGAUGAAGUGUUUUCUGACAAGGACUAUUUAAAGAAUGAGACUUCAAUGAAGAAAUUAAUUGAUAAGGAAAUGUCCACGCGCACGAGUGCCAAACAUCAUGGACCAAGCAUUGUUGCUCGACUCAUGGGGAUGGAUAUGUUGCCCUUGGAUGCAAAAAAUGAAGUUGAGCUCAGUGACAAGAGGCACAAUAGCAAGGGAGUUAAGACUUCAAGUAAUGAAAUUAAUGGCAGGGGCUUGCAUUCUUAUGCAUCCUCCAAAUCAAAUUCUUGUAAGCAGAUGGACGUGCACUCAUCUUAUCAUGAUAAUGACAAGGAUGCUGAUCGAUGGAGGAGUACCAGUCAGAAGAUGGGAGGACCUCACCGUCGGGAACAUCCUCAGGAGGAGGAAUUACAGAAGUUCAAGAAGGAAUUUGAAGCAUGGCAGGCUGCAAGGUUUAGGGAGUGUUCAAGGGUUAUUGAAGCUAGCAGCAUCAACAGACAGUCGCUUGCUCAGGGCGACGCCAAGGAGAUGGAACUAAAUGUAAACAGAAGGAAAAUAUCGAGCCCAAAGCUCUCAGCAGAACCUAAAGGUCCGACAGUGGGUAUGAAAUCAUAUAGAAGAGUUGAUCUGGAUGGUGGUAUUAAGAGAGAAACAUUUCCUGGUGAGCAGAGGGGACCCUUCUCUUUGAGAAGCAAAUCCAUGGAUGCAGAUUUUGAGCAUCCUUGCCUGAUAAGUAGCGAUCAGAAAGACAAAUUGCUUGGCCCAACAAAGAUUGUGAUUUUGAAGCCUGGUCCUGAUAAGAUGUGCCUCCAUGAAGAGCAUUGGACAAAUUCCUCAGGGACCUUAGGAGAAAGAGUUAGUAUUGAAGAUUUUCUUGAAGAGGUCAAGGAGCGGCUGAGAUGCGAAUUGCAAGGGAAAACUACUAAAAAAGGCUCUGCUGCUCGAGGAAGUGGGAUAGAGACACCAUAUAGUGAGAAGUCAUCUCACUCAAGACAAAUAGCUCAGAACAUAGCAACACAGGUCAGAGACAGUGUCACAAGAGACAUUGGAUUCAAUUUACUUCGUUCAGAAUCCACGAGAUCAUACAAUAGCGGAGUUCAAUUUAAUGGGUUGGGUUCCCCAGAAUUCAUGAACAAAGAUACCAGAAGAUUCUUGUCAGGAAGACUGAGAAAUGUUCGACGGAAAGAUUCAGACUUAGAUAGUGGCAGCUCUAGAUCAUCUGCAAGUGAUCAUGAAAGAGUUACGAAGCAAGUAGAAACUAUUUUGACAAAUGGAAAACAUACAAACUACUGGGAAGUACUAAGAGAUGCAGAAGAAAUACACAGUAGGUCUUUCAGGCAUGAGGCAGAUGAGGUUCUCCCCAAAGAAUUGUCACCUAGGAAUCUCUCCAGAUCAUUAUCAGCUCCAGUGUCAGGAACAUCGUUUGGGAAGCUUCUUCUGGAGGACCGCCAUAUUUUAACUGGCGUCCACAUUCAGAGAAAACAUGAAGCAAGUGAUCAUGUGGCGGUGAAUCUCAAAAAGCAGAAGAAAGAGAGGUUUAAUUUUAAAGAAAAGGUUUCCAAUUUCAGAUAUAAUUUCACUCUUAGAGGGAGGCUGUUCGGAAGAAAAACUCAAUCGAUUAGCGGAUUGGAUACUGCUGACCUAUACUCUACCAAAGACAUCCUGAGUGGACCAACUGUUGUAAUGAACUCUGGGGAGCGCCAUGAAAGGGAGAAUUUCACUGAGGUGCCUCCUAGUCCUGCUUCUGUGUGCAGCAGCGCCCAAGAAGAGUUCUGGAAGUUAUCUGAUCAUCACAGCCCAAUAUCAACUUCAGAUGUGACUCCUAGAGAUGAGAACUGUGUUUCCCAGGUCUUUAGGGAGAUCAGCUCUAACUUGAAAGAACUUCGAAGACAGCUGAGUCAACUUGAUUCCGAUGAUAUUGAGGACAAAGUGGAACAGCAGCCAGUUGAGUUUGAAAUCACAAAACUUGAAGAUCCAGCAGAAGUUUACAUACGAGACCUUCUUAUUGUUUCUGGCAUGUACGAUGGAUCAACUGAUAACAACUUUUCACGAAAUAAUGCAGCUACAAAGGCUAUCAGCAACGCUAUUUUUGACGAAGUGGAAGAAGCUUAUCGAAAAUCAGAGACGAAAAAUGAAAUCAUCGGGAAGGAACAGAACGAAAGUAAUGUAGAUCACAAACUAUUAUUUGAUCUGUUGAACGAAGCCCUUCCAAUCGUACUUGGACCAUGCUUAACAACAUCCAGAUUUAGAACAAAAGUUAUCGACUCCUCUACGCCGCUACCGCCUUUGUUCGGAAAAAAACUAUUGGAUUCUGUAUGGGACAUCAUACGCAAGUUUAUACACCCUCCAACUGAUAGAUCUUAUUUCUUGCUCGAGGGGGUGAUGGCUCGAGAUUUAAAUUCAACUCCAUGGGCCUCGUUAAUGGAUGUCGAGAUUAACACGACGGGAAGGGAGGUUGAAGGGCUGAUCAUCAAGGAUUUGAUUGAUGAAGUUGUGAAGGAUUUGCGAAAAUGAUGCAGAGUCUUUAAUUCUCAGGACACUGACCUUAUGCUACUACACUUAGGAGUGGACAGAAAUUGCAUGGAAAUCAGCUAUUCAGGAUACACCACGCUUGAUAUUCACUCGAAAUAUAUUUUCUUUUUUGUAUUACUUUUACGUACAUAUGUCCUUAUUGGAUGUGUUUAAUGCAGAUGGGCUUCAACUGAAGGUGUUAUUCAGAUGUAAAUGACACUCUUAUCUGAUGUUUAUAUCAUAAUUUGUAAAGGAAAGUUAACAUGA
Molecule: messenger RNA, 3195 nt
Organism: Cucurbita moschata (crookneck pumpkin)
Lineage: Eukaryota; Viridiplantae; Streptophyta; Magnoliopsida; Cucurbitales; Cucurbitaceae
Exons: 6
Coding region: 265-2931 (888 amino acids)
Source: RefSeq, a predicted model, not a curated record